UAACUACAUUUCCAUUUGGGCUGUCAAAGAGACUGUACAUGGGGCUGUCAAGAGACUAUCCAGAUAGAGUGAUGCAUCGAUCUGAAACGUCCAAAUAAAUUUCCUCAGAGUCAAACUUCACUUCGAACUGAUGUGGAACGAUCUUACAGGGAGGAAUAAGAGAGAAGAAGCGUGGGCUGACACCAGGAGGAGCAGAGACUGGACCUGUAUGUAAUGAAGCCAUGAGAGACCUGAUGUUUACGCUUUGAGGUUUGCAGCUGAGAUCAUUACCACACCCCAAUGUUACAUCAACUUGUCCACUGAAUGUAUUUCUAUGCAUAUGAUACCCGCAACGUAGUCUGGAAUCAACACGCCUGGGCCUCUUCUCUGGGAAAUCCACUAAGGCUGAUGCAGAGAUUAGACAUGAUAGCAUGGUGUUAAAGUGUGAAAGUAAGAUUUUAUAUCAACAUUAUGUAAUGUAACAUAGACAGCAGUGUGUAAGACCUUUGAAAAUAUCCCAGUAGCCACUCCACUCACACAGGUAAAGGUAAACCAGGUGGGUGGGACAUGUGGCUUUAUGGUCAGGUGUGUCUGUGUGUGGGGGAUCAGACCAUCCACCCCCCCGUCAGUGAGCAGAGCUGCAGUGAUGGCCCAGGUCAAGGUAGCAGGAGACACAGCAACAAGCCACCAGGACUGUGCAGAGGUUUACUCUGAUAUGGCUACUGUCAGCUCCAGUGCAGAUAUAGGAGAGUCUGUGAGGAAGGGCUCUUUGUGUGAGACCUCCAUGGCUGUCAGCCUCGGCAGGAGGAACAGGGCCUACCCCUCCCCUGCCAGGAGACGCCACCGCACCACCUUUAGCCAUAAGCAGCUGGAACAGCUGGAAGUGGCCUUUGGACAAAACCAGUAUCCUGACAUCUACUACAGAGAAGAGCUGGCCCGUAUUACCAAGCUGAACGAGGCUCGCAUACAGGUUUGGUUUCAGAACAGAAGAGCCAAACAGCGGAAGCAGGAACGGGCCUCACACAAAGUUCUGUCAGUGGGUGUUUUGCCAGGCCACAGGGCGCUGCUGGGAGGCAUGCAUGUCCAGCCGCCCAGCAUGGCUCGACAGUACUACACCCAGCCCCUGGCUCACAUACCCCGCCUCUCCCCCAUGCUGCCCUCGGGAGCUUAUACCCGCCACCCGGGCCCAGUUAGCCAGUGCCCGUGCCCAAGUGUCCCACCACCACAGGCCACCCAGAGGCAGCAUGAAGACUGGUACAGCCCGCUGAGGAGCAACCUCGCCUCCCCCAUGUUCUCACUGGCCUCCAUGCAGCCUCUGGACCCUGCCCCACACUGGAGCUAAGAAGUAACAAAGUCAAAUACAUACAGUACAUAGACAAAAGUGUUUUUGAAUCUAUUCAGCUGAAGAUAAUUGAGUGAUCAUGCAUGCUGAUUUUCAUCUAACACACUGUGAUCACAGUUUUGAAUCUGCACCUAAAAUGUUCACACCUAUUUUUCUCUCAGUCUUUGUGUAAUCCUCACCAUUGACAUAAUUCAUGCACAGGUUUUAUUUUGACAUUCUCAGCAGGUCUUUCAAACUCAUUCAGUCUGUUUUUCACAGGUUUGCACAGGAGCAUCAUUUCACCAGCUCAGAAUAUUAUUAGAACUAAGAUAGUUGUGAUAUACUGAUAUUGAUGAUAAUCAUGAUAUUCAUAAAAUGAAAUAUCAAACAGCCCUUCCUAAAUCAUUUCCACUUUUUUGUGGUUCAUGCUCAGUGUAAUUGUUCUUUUUGUCUACCUUCAUACAGUUACUGUUACAGACUCUCUUCACCUGCCUGCACUCGUAUUUUGAGAGUAAUUCAUUUUGUCUUAAAGAGACAAGAAAUAACAUAAUAAUUAAAGAUAUACUGGACUAACAGUAUUUUUGGCUUUGAUAAUUCUGUACUAAAAAUCUGAUACUGUGACAGCCCAAAUUUGAACCUAUACAUUGUGUAUUAAAAUAUACUAUGCCUGUAAAUUGCCUUCGGUAUCGUUCUCCUCACAUACACACUUUUUUUUUUUUUUUUUUUUUUA
Messenger RNA from Larimichthys crocea (large yellow croaker), 2030 nucleotides. RefSeq names its product PROP paired-like homeobox 1 (gene prop1). The transcript is spliced from 3 exons. The coding region runs from base 557 to 1321 and encodes 254 amino acids. Lineage: Eukaryota; Metazoa; Chordata; Actinopteri; Sciaenidae. Gene Ontology annotation, biological process: regulation of transcription by RNA polymerase II. Gene Ontology annotation, molecular function: DNA-binding transcription factor activity, RNA polymerase II-specific; RNA polymerase II transcription regulatory region sequence-specific DNA binding. The record is from RefSeq and is a predicted model, not a curated record.